ACAGGCCUUCCAUCCCACAUGCGUCCUGACUUUCUGAUCAGCCAAAGUUGGAAUGGUUCGGUGGAGCCUCUCAUUUACUACAUUGAGAUGGCUUGUAAUAAUAUGUUUGGUGCAGGGAAGAACGGCAUGAUCAACCCUGUUGAUCAAGAACGCACUUUUACACUGGAGCUGGCAGAAGUAUGCACUCGCGAUGAGAAAGUGUACAAUCUGUUAAUGGAUCUGGAAGUGUUGCAUGACAUGGCAAAAAAACUGCCUGAAGAUUAUAAGGGCUUUGAGGCUCUUUAUGCUGGUAACCAAAUCAUCAAUCAUAUUGUCAAAAAUGAGAUGAGACAGGCUCGCCAGAUAGCAAGGACUUUCUUUUCUAAGAUUAAUGGUGCUCGAGCCCAUACUCUGGCACUCAUGGGCCAUUGCCACAUAGACAGUGCAUGGCUGUGGCCGUACUCUGAAACCAAGAGAAAGUGUGCCAGGUCAUGGAUUUCCACCCUUCGCCUGAUGGAGGAAUAUCCCGAGAUGAGGUUUGCUUGUUCACAGGCUCAGCAGUUUGCAUGGGUGAAAGAACAUUACCCAUCCAUUUAUGAGAAGAUAAAGAUACAGGUGAAGGCAGGACGGUUCAUCCCAGUUGGUGGAACCUGGGUGGAAAUGGAUGGCCUCCUUCCCAGUGGAGAGUCAUUCAUGCGGCAGUUCCUCUACGGUCAACUUUUCUUCAUGAGGGAAUUCGGUGUCAAGUGUAAAGAGUUUUGGCUUCCAGAUACCUUUGGCUAUUCUUCCCAGAUUCCACAGAUUUGUCAGCAUUUUGGAAUUAGUCGCUUUCUUACCCAAAAGUUGAGCUGGAGCUUGGUGAACAAGUUCCCUCACCAUAACUUCAUUUGGGAAGGGCUGGAUGGCAGCACUGUCCUUGCUCACUUCCCACCUGGGGACUCUUAUGAAAUGAAUGUCAAUGUUGAUGAGGCCAUAAAGACAGUCAAUAAUCUUGAGGAUAAAGGUCGUGUCUCCACUUCCGCCUUCCUGUAUGGCUAUGGAGAUGGAGGUGGUGGACCUACGAGAGACAUGUUGGAGAGAGCCAGGCGCCUGAAGGAUGUGGAUGGAUGCCCAAAGAUGGAGCACAUGUCUCCUGAUGACUUCUUCAGGCGUCUGGAAUCAGAAAAGCACAACUUGUGUCGCUGGGUGGGAGAACUUUACCUUGAGUUACACAAUGGCUCUUACACAUCACAGGCUAACACUAAACGUUUAAACCGCGAGUGUGAAUUUGCACUCAGGGAUGCUGAAUUGUUUCUUGCUAUCACUGCUAUGAAAGGUGGCCUAGACAGGCAAACAAUAUACAGACACCAUGAUGCCCUUGUUGAUGCCUGGAAGAAGGUCCUGCUCAACCAGUUUCAUGAUGUGUUACCGGGAACCAGUAUUGGCAUCGUGUACAAAGACAGUGACCAGCUCUACAGAGAAGCCUUGACUGCUGCUGCAAAGACCAGAGUUGCAUGUUUGCCCCACAUAAUGCAUGAGUCUGCCCACCAAGGAUCCAGAGAGCAAGCUGUGGCAGUGAACACUCUCCCUUGGCAAGUGCAUCAGGUCAUCAACCUCAAAGAGGACUGUGAUGAACCAACCAGGAAGCGCAUGCGGGUAGAAGGGGAACUGAAUGAGGCUGCUGGUGGAGGCCACUAUAUUGCCGUAGAAAUGCAAGGCAUUGGGUGGUCAAAACUCACCCCCAUAAACCCCCCAGCUGUGAAAGUUUGGAUGGAAAAAGACACCUUUGUUCUAGAAAACAGCUACAUACGAGCAGAGAUUAACAAAAAUGGGCAAGUGACAAGUCUGGUGCUUGCUGACCAGCCAGACCAGGAUGUAUUUAGAACAACGGAUGGGUCGCAGUGUGCUGGGAAUCAGUUGAUGAUUUACGAUGAUAUUCCUCUGUACUGGGAUGCUUGGGAUACUAUGGAUUAUUACUUGGAAACAGGAAAGAUCUUGAAUGAAAAGCAGAGUGGCUGCAUACUGUCAGAAAUACAAGUCAUUGAGAAUACCCCUGUGAUGGUGAGACUAGAAUGGAAAAUGAAGAUUAGUGAGGUCUCUGUUCUUAACCAAGAAAUAUCCCUGUCAGCUGUGAAUCCCUACCUAACCUUCCACACACAUGUAAAUUGGCAUGAGAAUCGCAAGUUCCUAAAAGUGGGUUUCAACACAGGCAUCAUUGCACGGGAGGCAGCUUUCGACUCACAGUUUGGCCACUUGUAUCGUCCUACUCACAUGAACACUUCAUGGGACUCGGCUAAGUUUGAAGUGUGUGGCCACAAAUGGGCUGACCUCUCAGAGCAUAACUUUGGCAUAGCAGUCCUCAAUGAUAGCAAGUAUGGGUGGACCGCACGUGGUAGCACUCUUAGCCUCUCCUUGCUGCGAUCGCCCAAAGCCCCUGAUGACCGAUGCGACAUGGGCAAACACUCGUUCAAAUAUGCUCUUAUGCCCCACAGAGGAACGCUGCAGAGUGCCGGUGUGCCUCAGAGAGCAUAUGAAUUCAACACAAAUCUGAUAGUUUUCACAGCAAAAUUAUCAAGAGAUAGUGAUAUCAAGGUGGAUUGGUUCAGCGUGAUUGGGGAGGGAGUUAUGAUUGAGGCUGUGAAGUUGGCCGAAGACAAGACUGGGGACGUUGUGGUGCGCCUGUAUGAAAUGCAAGGGGGAAGCCACAGAAUAUGGUUGAAAGCAACAGCCAUUCCUCCUCCAAAAGGUGUCCAUCUCUGCAAUGGACUAGAAGAAUCAUAUCAGCCACUGCCAUUUGAUGCCAGGCCAGCUAAUGUGGGACAGGAUAAUAAGUACUUCUAUAUACCUCUUACCUUCUCUCCAUUCAAGAUUGUGAAUGUUCGCUUCCGAUAUGCCUAAGUCCCACGUCUGUUUUAUACAAAACAGGAAUCUUUUUAAGCUUCCUGGAGAAUUAAGCUCUACUCAAUUUUGUGUGUGUCAUACUGAAGUGUUAGGAGAAUGAUAACUAUAGCAAAAGAUUGAGGUUUAUGGAAAGGAUAACUGCCUUUGUUUGUUGAUUUUUAAGGGAAGUGUGAAGGUUGCAGGAUUGGGAAAAGGUGAUGGGUGACUUUGAAUUAGAUAGUUAGGUUGUCAGCUGUAGUUAUAACAUGUUGGGGGAAUACUGAGGUGUUUUGGUAUGGUUGUGUCCAUGUUCUGUAGAACAAAUGACAAAAAAAAAGAUUGUUGUUGAUUUUACUGUUGUUCCUUUAAUUUUUAUAAAAGAUAAAAUGUUUGUUGGUAAUAUGUAUUUUAAAGUUAUUUGGCAUCUGUGAUGUUUUUAUCAUUUAUUUUUCUGGUUAAACAUUAUUCUUAAUAAUCUUAUUAAAUAUAGAUUAAAUUGUCUGAAGCAAAGAUGAAAAAAUAUAUACAAAAAUGUCUAUCAUUGCAGAAUUAUGAAUCAUAACGUAUUCCUGAAAUUUAAUGAAAGCAAUUUUUUCCCCAGUUAUGAUGAUUAUUGAUUAUUAAUUAUCUUUACAUUUUACUGUUCACUCGUUUGAACUUUAUGCUUAUAUAUGUUCAGCUGUCUGUGGUGUAGAUAUAAAAGCCAUCAUGUAAGAAAUUUUACACAUUUUGUACUAACAUAGUGAAUGAAGGUAAGAUUCACUUUCACUGGUGUCAUUUAUGUAAUAGCAUCGUUUACUGAAUUUUUCUUAUAUGAAACAGUUUUGCCAAAAACAUUAUUGAAAAUGUUAA
Messenger RNA from Penaeus chinensis, 3690 nucleotides. RefSeq names its product alpha-mannosidase 2C1-like. Lineage: Eukaryota; Metazoa; Arthropoda; Malacostraca; Decapoda; Penaeidae. Gene Ontology annotation, biological process: mannose metabolic process; oligosaccharide catabolic process. The coding region runs from base 19 to 2856 and encodes 945 amino acids. The transcript has 17 exons. The record is from RefSeq and is a predicted model, not a curated record. Gene Ontology annotation, molecular function: alpha-mannosidase activity; carbohydrate binding.